GACGCACGCCAGGACGCCGCCGAGACCGCCGAUCGCCUGGCGCCCCAGUGGCAGCGCUGGAAGGGGCGCUUCUCAACGUCAUUGAGGAGCACUAGCCCUGGCUUUUGUCGAGCACAGCAUCCGCAUUCUGUCAUUGCCAAUCCAAGUCUCCCGCGUUUACUGUUUUGUGUUCAGUUUGCUGGCACUUUCCGCAGCGCAACCCGCUGAGCGUGCCUGUCUAACCUGAACCCAAUUCACACGGACCGGCACUCAGUAAGCAGGAACAGUCCACAAUGCAGUGCCUCACUAUUUCCGUGCAUUUUUGCCACCACCGUCCCGACUUUCCCUUGCCCUAGAGCAGCUAAUGCCUUUUCACGAUCGAGUGGCCGCCCUCGCUCUUGCCCGCACUCAAUCUCAAUCGCAACCUAGAACCCCCACCCGCGGAACACAACCGAAUUAAACACAAAACUGGCAACACGUAGAAUGGCCGACACGACGGCUGACACUCGCACAACACCGCAGCACGGAAAUGGAAACACGAGCGCGCCCCCAGACACGGCCAACGGCUCCGCCGGCAGCACCGACGAGCCCAAGGGCGCAAUCUUGCGAGACAUGUCGGUGACGUCGGGGACGCUGACGGGGCCGGUGCCGGACCUGCCCGAGGCGCACGGGCUGCCGCGCCUCAACUACAACCUGUGGGACUACAAGACGAAGCUGUUCGUCGUGACGGGGCUGCUGGUGGUCGAGUCGAGCCUGCUGCCGAUCGCGCUGUUCUACGGGCUGUGGUUCUCGACGACGCUGCGCCACGGCAUCAUCUUUGCCAUCAUCACGUCCUUUUUUGGGUUAGUGACGGGCAUCGAGUUCGCGCUGCGCUGCUGGAAGCUCAUCUUGCCGCGCGACGAGUACCGGCCCGUCGGCGGCGGCCGCUGGAGGUUCGACUUCACCCACAUGACGCUGUCGUGCGGCUACACCAUCAUGACGGGCAUCCUGAUCGGCGCGUCCAUCCCCCACGAGCCGCUGGUGCGCCCGCUCGCCAUGCCCGUCCCGCUGUUCUUCAUCCAGCUCGGCCUGCAGCUCAUUGCGACUGGCGUCAUGAGCGCCCGCGCCGUCCCCGCCCCGUGUCGUAUUAGCUCCGUCCCCAAGGGCGCCCGCACCCCGCCCCUCGUCUACACCCUCGUCGAGGACAUUGUCGCCGUCGACGGCGCCGCCGGCCUGUCGUACCGCAAGGCUCUUUCAGCGCGCUACGAGGCCAGUUCGGCGUUCCGCAAAAUGAUUGCCCAGCAGAACUGGUUCUGGGGAGUCGGCGCGCUUGUCGAUGGCGUCGGCACCUUGGCCGUCGUCUGGACGGUGCCGCAAGAGGUUGCCUACGGCGUCGGUGCGUCUUGUCUUUCUCUUGGGCUGUCGGCCCCUUUCUUGUCGUCAUGCUAACAGUCUGUGCGCUGUCUAGGCUGGGGAAGCCCGUUUGUCUU
Lasiosphaeria miniovina is the source of this 1448-nucleotide messenger RNA. RefSeq lists its product as uncharacterized. The transcript has a single exon. The record is from RefSeq and is a predicted model, not a curated record. Bases 463 to 1407 code for a protein of 314 amino acids. NCBI's taxonomy places the organism in Eukaryota, Fungi, Ascomycota, Sordariomycetes, Sordariales, Lasiosphaeriaceae.